Molecule: messenger RNA, 1676 nt
Organism: Hibiscus syriacus
Lineage: Eukaryota; Viridiplantae; Streptophyta; Magnoliopsida; Malvales; Malvaceae
Product: probable xyloglucan galactosyltransferase GT19
Molecular function (GO): glycosyltransferase activity
Source: RefSeq, a predicted model, not a curated record
AGUUCUGGAAACUGAAAGCCAUCUUCUUCUUCCCCAACAAAGUAACUCCGGGACAGCCUGCAGUUAAAACAGAGAUUUUUAUGACCCCUUAAGAAUCAUGUUUAGACGCCCAGAAAUUUGUUCUUAGGCUUUCAUCUUUCUUCAUUUUUGUAAUGUUUACAUGGCUUAUAAGACCCGAAUCGUCCCAAUCUUCUUCUCCAUUACAACCCAUUUCUUCUUUUUGAUCAUCGAUUCAGCGUCUUCCCAGCAAACCCUGACCAUUGAGUCUAGAUCGAAUCAAGUAACAUCAGAAGAUUGCAAUAACGGUUGGAUCUACAUCAGGAACCUCCCAUCUAGGUUCAAUCUCGAUCUACUUAACAACUGUUCUGAAUACCCACUUUUUGAUGACUUUUGUCCUUACUUAGCGAACCAUGGGUUAGGACAGAAAACCCAUGGCAGAUCCCAUAGUUGGUACCGUACCGACCCUUUGUUGCUUGAACUCAUUUUCCAUAGAAGAAUCCUGGAAUGCCCUUGUCUCACUAAUGAUCCUGAUGUUGCGAAUGCCAUCUUUCUUCCUUACUACGCCGCCAUUGAUUCGUUGAGAUAUUUGUAUGGUCCUGAUGUGAAUUCCAGCUUCCAACAUGGGUUGGAUUUGUUCGAGUUCUUGCAAUCCGAUGAACCAGGAAUCUGGGAACGGAAUAUGGGUCAUGAUCAUUUCCUGAUUAUGGCUAGACCUGCUUGGGAUUUCUCUCAGCCAUUGGAUAAUGAUCCUCCAAUAUGGGGAACUUCUUUUCUUGAAUUGCCCGAGUUUUACAACCUCACUGCCUUGGUUCCCGAGGGAAGACCUUGGCCAUUGCAGGAGCAUGCCGUGCCUUAUCCUACAUCGUUUCAUCCCCAAAAUUUGGCCUACUUCGAGGCUUGGAUUCAACGGGUGAAGAGAUCCAGAAGGACUAGUUUGAUGUUGUUCGCUGGUGGCGGAGGAAUCGGAUCAACCCCAAAUAUCAGGAGGAGUAUAAGGAACGAAUGUGAGAACAGUACCAUCAACAACAUCACCAGCAAUUUCAACAUCAUUCAAAGAAAUGGGAUGUACUCAAAGUUAUGCCAUAUGGUGGAUUGCUCUAAUGGGAUAUGCGAGCAUGAUCCGAUAAGGUUCAUGAAGCCUAUGCUUCAAGCAACCUUUUGUUUACAGCCUCCUGGGGACACUCCAACAAGAAGGUCUACUUUUGAUGCAAUCACUGCAGGUUGCAUACCAGUUUUCUUUGAAGAAUUGACUGCCAAAUUGCAAUACGAAUGGCAUUUGCCGGCGGAUAAGUAUUCCGAGUUCUCGGUGUUCAUACCAAAGGAGGAAGUGGUUUUUAAGGUAAAGAUUUUGGAUGUGUUAAUGGAGAUACCAAGGAGUGAAGUAAGGAAGAUGAGGCAAUCUGUCAUCGAAUUGAUCCCUAAAGUUAUGUAUAGAAGGCAUGAUAGCUCAUCGGAUUUGAGGUCCAAGAAGGAUGCAUUUGAUAUUGCAAUAGAUAGAGCCUUGCAAACGAUCAAAGAUAAGCUUGGUACACGUUAGAACAUUGACAAUGUUAGAUGUGUUGUUUUCUAUAUCAUUUUAUCAUUAUAGAACUUCAGAUUCUGCAACUAUGGUGAACUUGUUGAUGUCCACAUACAGGCUGAAUCAUGAUUUGUAAGAAAGUUUGUGUUGUUCCUGA